CUCAAACUCGUCUUUUGCCCUUCACUCUCAGCUGCCAAACUCUGCUCCAGUUUGUCCCGUUUCCUCCUCUGAUCGACCAGCAGAUUUGAUACACAAAUGGAGCCCCUGAUUAGACGCCAAAGCUCUCAAACUCUUGGUUUCUCUGGUUACUCUGGAGUUGUUGGCCGACCUCGGCAUAGGGAAAGCGCCUAUGCCCACAGUGUCAGCGGAGGGGCGGGCGGCCACGGGACCAGGAUCUCCACCGUUACCUAUGGAACCAGGGUUGGCAGUGGGUUUGGGGGUAGUUAUGAACACCAAACCUCUGGGACCCUGGCCAUCGGGAAUGAGAAGAUCGCCAUGCAGCACCUGAAUGACCGCCUGGCGAGCUACCUGGAGACCGUGAGGAAUCUAGAGAAGGCCAACCAUAAGCUUGAGAUCAAGAUCAGAGAGGUCAUCGAGAAGAAAGGACCUUUAGAAGGGAAGGACCAUAGCAAGUACUUUGCCAUCAUCACGGAGCUGAGGGGCAAGAUCGCCGAAAUGACCAAGGGCAACGCCCACCUUGCAAUUUCUCUUGACAAUGCACGUCUAGCUGCAGAUGACUUUAAACUCAAACUGGAAUAUGAGAUCUCCAUGAGGCAGGCGGUGGAGGCGGAUGUUGCCAGACUGAGGAAGCUUCUGGAUGACACCAACAUUAUCCGCAUGCACCUGGAGGGCGACAUUGAGUCUCUGAGGGAAGAGUUGAUCCAUCUGACGAAGACCCACAAGGAGGCGAGUUUAUCAGUGGAUGUUGCAGAGCUGAUGGCUCAGAUUGCUCAUGUCGGCGUCCAAGUGGAUGUUGAUGCUCCUAAGGGCCAAGACCUGGCCAAGAUCAUGGAGGAAAUGAGGGCUAAGUAUGAGAGGAUUGCUCUGAAGAACCAGGAGGAACUCAAAACAUGGCAUGAAACUCAGAUCACAGAGGUGCAGGUUCAGGUAACUGAGAGCUCAACAGCUCUGAAGGAGGCCACAACUCUGAUAUCUGAAACACGCAGGAAGCAUCAGGGACUGGACAUUGAGCUUCAGUCCCUACUCAGUAUGAAAGCAGCCCUGGAGGCCUCCCUCCGCGACAUUGAAAUGCGUUACAACAUGGAGGUUGAGAAGUACAACAUGAUCAUCCUGAGGCUGCAGGAGGAGCUAACUCAGAUCCGCACCGACAUUGGGCAAAACACCAGAGAGUACGAGAACCUGCUGAACAUCAAGGUGAAACUGGAGGCCGAGAUCGCCGAGUACAGGAGGCUGCUGGAGGGAGGCGCAGAUUUAAUGCUGGAGGAUGCCAUUGACAGCAAAAAAGUCCAGACCAAAGUUGUGACAGUCACUCAGACUCUGGUGGAUGGCAAAGUGGUGUCCGAGAGCAAGAACGUUAAAUCCAGCGAAAAUAUUGUAACGAGCUAAAAAACAUCAAUCUAAGAAAAACAAGCUGUGGACAAACAAUAAAAAGAGCAAAACAAGAA
This is a messenger RNA of Menidia menidia (Atlantic silverside), 1466 nucleotides long. The record is from the annotation of a GenBank genome assembly. NCBI's taxonomy places the organism in Eukaryota, Metazoa, Chordata, Actinopteri, Atheriniformes, Atherinopsidae.